CAUGCAUAAAACGUGAGCUUUUGCUCUGACUCGAUUUUUUGAGUAAAAGGUGCUUGUCGUAUGCAUAAUAAAAUUUGUUGUAUUUGCUUUUACUCACUACUCAGGUUUGAUCUCGUCAUGCUCAGUUCGAACUAUGUUCGAACUAAGUUCGAUGAGCUUGUGCUCACUUUCAUAUGCAUAAAAACAAGCUUUUGCUCUUUUUUGUGAGCUCUUGCUCAAAUUUUGUUGAGGCUGCCUAUAGUUGACUCGCGUACACUAAAAAGGAAUCAUGGCUGAAUAUUUUGUGCCACAAAGAAAUCCAAAAGUUUAUCAACAGCGUAAAACAAGUUUAGCAAGUGAGGAUAAAAAAUUAUACAGGUUUGAUGAUAGUAGCAUCUGCUGGUUGGCUAAUUAUUUGUUUGAGGAGUCAGAAGAAACACGUGGUGGUGCCCUCAGCAACAUUGAUAAAAUUCGACUAUAUUUAAGAUUUUGUGCAGAUCCUGGAUUCCAAAAUGGUAUAGCCACAGAUAUUGGUGUCCAUCAAUCAACUGUGUCGCGAAUUAUUGCGGAAGUUGCGAAACUUAUAUCUUCUAAAGCAAGCGAGUGGAUAAAAUUCCCGAAAGAUGGAGAUGCAAUAAAAGAUGCUCAAAGGAAAUGGCAAGCAAAUUAUUUCUUUCCAUUUGCAAUUGGAGCGAUUGAUUGCACUCACAUAAAAAUAAAAAAACCCAAAAAUCAAAGCGACGAAUAUAUUUGCAGAAAAGGCUUCCACUCUAUAAAUGUGCAGGCCACUUGCGAUGCAAAAGAACUAUUUACUAGCGUUGACAUAUCCUGGCCUGGAUCAGUUCACGAUUCACGCAUCCUACGAAACAGCGAGGUAUGUAGGAUAAUGCAAAGUGUAACAAACGAUGCAUUACUUCUCGGGGAUGAGGGCUAUGGGAUAUGUCCAUGGCUAAUGACACCAUUCCGGAACCCAACAACUGAAUUAGAAAAAAAAUUCAACAAAGUGUUUACAAAGGAACGUGUCAUUAUAGAGCGGUGUUUUGGGCAAUUGAAGCAAAGAUUUUCGAUACUUCAAUAUAAAAUUCGUGUAUCGACAGAGCUGGCGCCUCACGUAAUAGCUAGUUGUUUCAUUUUACAUAACAUAGCUAAAUUUUUAAAAGACGAUUACAUUCCAAUCAACGACGAUUACAACAAUAAUGAUGUAUGGCAAUUAGGAAAUUAUAUCGAACAACAAACGACAAGACUUUCAGAAGCUGGAAAAAACAAAAGGCGGAUGAUCGCAAAUUUAUUAUCAAAUUAAAAUAAACGAAUAUUUUUAUUUUUUUUUUUGUUUAUAAAAACAAUUAACAUUAAUAAAAUCCACUUUUUUAUACAAAAACAAAAUAAAUGUAAUUCACUAUUUAACGAAUAAAAAUAAUAAUAAAAUAUGUACAUAUGUACAAAAAUAUAAUAUUAAUUAAUUAUAUAUUAGUAAUUGUAAUCAUUCAUGGAACUCCAACCCUCUUUCCACAAGUUUUUCUUGCAAAAUCUGUAAUUUUGCGGAAAGAACUUUGUUUUGCUUUAACAAAACAAGCCUCUGCAGCUUUUGAAAAUUUAACUCCCUUGUCUCAUCAGUCUCAUAACGACUCAAAAUUGCUGUUGACUUUUUGUAAACCUUCAAAAAUAAACAACAUAUAGCAAAAUGUAAAAUAAAAUAAAAAAAUUUACAGUUUGAUCGUCGCUAUCAGUGCA
This is a messenger RNA of Bactrocera dorsalis (oriental fruit fly), 1710 nucleotides long. RefSeq names its product putative nuclease HARBI1. The record is from RefSeq and is a predicted model, not a curated record. NCBI's taxonomy places the organism in Eukaryota, Metazoa, Arthropoda, Insecta, Diptera, Tephritidae. Bases 269 to 1279 code for a protein of 336 amino acids. The transcript is spliced from 2 exons.